Messenger RNA from Ostrea edulis (European flat oyster), 2451 nucleotides. Its product is annotated as involucrin-like. Gene Ontology annotation, biological process: actin filament organization. Lineage: Eukaryota; Metazoa; Mollusca; Bivalvia; Ostreida; Ostreidae. Bases 173 to 1246 code for a protein of 357 amino acids. The record is from RefSeq and is a predicted model, not a curated record. Gene Ontology annotation, cellular component: cytosol. The transcript has 12 exons. Gene Ontology annotation, molecular function: actin monomer binding.
AUGAAUUCAUCGGCCAUACAGAGCCCAAGGACCGUGAAAACGGGGAGAAUUGAUGAUGUCUAAUUCAUCAUUUAUGUGGUGGUGUGAUUGAUAUGUCCGAAGCAGUGUCCUGAAGCAUACUGUAGACUGCUAGGAACUGGCCUGUUGAGGAAGUUACAUCAUCAGCUCCUUAAUGAGCCAUCAUUUUAACCAGAACAUGUCGACCAAAGUGGCACCAGAAUUGUUGAAAGAUGUGCGGGCAGAACACCAGCUGACCCAUGUGGCCACGGAAGAGAAGAACCCCUUACCCUCAGCUGAAGCAUUGCAGCAAGAAAAAUCUCAUCAGGAACUACUCCAAAAUGUCGAGACAUUUGACUCGCUCCAACUACAACACAUCCGCACCAAGGAGCGCGUCAUGCUCCCCGACUCAAGCAUGUUACUAGAAGAAAAAUCUCGAGAGCGUCAUCUGAAUAAAAUUAGCGAGUUUCCUCGAAGUGAAUUGCGGCCCACCGACCCACAGGAGAAAGUUGUCCUUCCCGAUAUCAUCACGAUCGCAAAGGAGAAAACAGAGGAAGAGCUGAAGAGUGGGAUUGAACGGUUCAACAAAGAGAAACUAAAGCACCAGGAAACCGAGGAGAAGAACCCUCUCCCUGACCAAGACGCCAUUGACACGGAAAAGAAGCAUCAGGAGGUCACGAAUGGAAUACAGAACUUCCCCAGGUCCAAAUUACGACGGGCCAACACUGAGGAGAAAAUAACCCUCCCGAGUUCGGAAGUCAUCCAGCAGGAGAAAAGAGAAGUGAACAUUCGUAAAUCGCUGACAGAAUUCGAGAAAGGAAAUCUGAAGCAUGUCGCCACAGAAGAGAAAAACCCACUACCUGAUGCCUCAGUUAUUGGACAAGAGAGGAAAGAGAAAGAGCUACGCUUGUCUAUAUCUGAGUUUGACAAAGCUCAGCUCGCUCAUGUUGAAACUCAGGAAGUGAACUCGCUGCCUCCACAAGAAGUCAUUGGUUUGGAAAAGAAAGAAGCUGAACUUCGAUCAGAAAUUUCAGAUUUUGACAAAUCGAAACUCGUGCAUGCUGACACACAAGAGAAAAAUCCUCUUCCCCCAGCGGAAGCAAUUCAAAUGGAGAAGACCAUAGAGGAGCACAAGAAAGGCAUUGAAAAUUUCAAAAAAGAUGAUCUGAAGCAUGCGGAAACGCAAAUUAGAGCCAGGCUACCAUCUAAAGAGGAUAUUGCCCAAGAGAAGGCCUCCGGAGACAAGUAGAGCUAUGAUUCUGAGUCCAGUGCGUGGCCUCGCUGUGUAGAGCAGGAAAUGCCAGUAGCUUUUCACUAGUGAUCACAUGACCAACUUUGUUUAUGACUGUGAAUUGGUGAUGAAUGCAUGAUGUAGGUUUGAAAAUGGUGCAAAUUUUAAAGAUUAUUUCAAAUGUUAAUUACAGUAUAAUCAUAUUGAAAUGGGGAUUUGUUGUUGUUAACUAUUCUUUGUUACCAGUCAAAAUGCUUAAAUCUAUUUAAUUUUUCUCUCUAUAACUUUUUAUACAAUCAGUGAUACAGCGGUUCAGUUUGUUGGUGUAGAUGAAGAAUAUUUUUUGCCUAGGAGACUAAUCACUUGUGUCUUUGUAUGUAUUUUAUAUCUGUAGUCAAUAGAUAGGAAAGAUAAUUCUCAGAGCCUCGUGCUCGAAGAUGUGAACUUGAGCUGUGCACAACAUUACACAAUCUGUAUAAUGAAUGUAAUGAAUGGUAUACAUGUCGAAAUACAAAAUGCUGAUAUAGUGAAUGCAAUUGGCAGUGAAUGUUUCUUCAAUUUUAAAUUGAGCGUCAUUUGAACAAAGUGCAAUUUUAGGACAAGAUAUUUGUGAGUUGUGCAAUGAAACAGAACAAUACUGCAGCUUGUGACGUAGUUUAGGGAUCAUUUUUUUUUUUCUGUAGAAAAACCAUCACAUAUAGUGCUUCUGUCUUAUCCAUGUUAAUUGUUAAUCAUAGGUGUGUCUUCCAUGGCUGUAUUGACCCGUAGUCUUCACCAUAGAAGUGUCUAGUCAGAUUAUCAUAUGCAAUAUCGUCUAGUGAGAGGAACAAGGGGAAAAGUCAUGUUGUUACAGCAAAUGUUGAAAGUUCUUUGGUUAAAGUAUUUUGUUGAAGUUAUUAGUUGUCUUUUUUCAUAGUUCCUUGUUUUAAUGUUUCAGUGCAGUUGCCUGUAUUUGUUAGGCGUGUAUUUUUUCCUUCCUUCCUUUUUUUUUUUUUUUUUUUGAGCUGGAUUGAAUUUUGCUAGUUUAUUAAGGGGAGGCUACUGUUAUAAACCUGAGGUUAAGAUUUUUCAGUAUCAGCUUUCUGUAUUGUAUUCCUUUACUGUGUAACAAUGUUAACCAUGUACAGCACCAGUAUCCGUUAUCUUCACCGCUAGGACAACUUGUAACAGAUUCAAGUAAUGUCAAAGCAUAUAUUUUUGGCUAAUAAAAAAAAUACAUAUUA